Molecule: messenger RNA, 5281 nt
Organism: Suricata suricatta (meerkat)
Lineage: Eukaryota; Metazoa; Chordata; Mammalia; Carnivora; Herpestidae
Gene: REXO1
Product: RNA exonuclease 1 homolog
Exons: 17
Coding region: 946-4455 (1169 amino acids)
Cellular component (GO): nucleus
Molecular function (GO): nucleic acid binding; exonuclease activity
Source: RefSeq, a predicted model, not a curated record
GUGUCGAGCCCUGUGUCAGACGCGGCUGGAAGGGGAGUAGGGCAAAGCUGAGGGACCGGGACCGGAGGGGGGUAGGCUCCCCGGAAAUUGCCUUCUUUUGGUUGGGCUGAGAAUGUUAGCGGGCUCACGUCGCAUUCUCACGGUGACUGUCAUUGGCACGGCAGAUUUUGGUGAAAGCUGGGAGGGCUUUUUGUAGGAGGUGUGGGAUUUCAGCCGAGAUUUUAAGAACUAAGAACGGGGGAAGGAAGGACCUCAUAGGGAGAGGCUUGGAGGGAGGAUUAAGUGGUGUCAUUCCUUCCGAGGGAAACUCGGCUCCCGCUGGUGAUCUCUGCCCUUCAGGACUGCAGACCGGGACCCCUCGUUCGGCCUCGAUUUCAAAUACCCUCUCUGUCUUUCCCCAGGAAAAAUGAUUUUCGUUUCGCUUCUUCAAAAGAGGAGUGAGCCGGCUGGGAUUAAAUAACAGGCUGUUUUCCCGCUUUGCCAAGAAAAGAAUAGUACAAUUUUCUGAUUUCCCCCAUGAGCUUGCGUAGCCCCUGGCACCUGCAGCUGACCGUUGCGGCCAGCCAGAUGCCAGCUCCACACGGUUCAGAGCCGCGCGAGCCCCGGGCACGGCCGCCAGGAGCCUGCUGUUGCGGAGGAAAGUCAGGCGCCCCGUGCCUCCUUAGCAUCAGGUCGUCAGUACUCCCGUCUCUAGUGGGGGGCUGUGGGGGCCGCACCCAGCUCACGCCUUGAAGCGGUUUCUUGGCUUCCUCUGCUUACCUCCUGGUGUCCUAGGCAGUGCUUUGCAAAGAGCCCCCCGGGUUUUGGGUCCCUCCCGGUGAGUACAGAGAGAGCAGGUCCCCUCCCUUAUGCCACUGACCUUCUGACUUGGCCCCAAGUCUGCACGUUGCCUUCCAGCCUCCCGUUGUGGGGUGUUGAUUUCUAUCCUCGUGUGUUCCUCCUGUGAUGAGGAAACUGAGGCCCAGAGAUAGAGAUGGGAAGCCACUCUCCUGCAUACGCGUGGCCGGGCUUGGCUACGAUCCGUACAACCCCGAGCUGCCCAAGCCCCCCGUGCAGAGGGAGAAUGGCGCCCUGGGCGGAGGGCAGGGGCCGCGCUCGGACAUCCUGGAGCUGGAGCUGGUCAACCAGGCCAUCGAGGCCGUGCGCUCGGAGGUGGAGCUGGAGCAGCGGCGGUACCAGGAGCUCCUGGAGACGGCCCGCGAGCACGGCUCUGCCGAGGCCCCGGUCGUGGCGCCCCGAGGCCCCGCUGCCGGCCUGGACGAGGACGCCUUCCCGCUGUCCUUCGACUACAGCCCCGGUGGCCAUCCCCUGCUAAGCCCCGAUGCCGGGUACCAGCCCACUCCUCUGGCCGCCGCCGCCGAGGUGGGCGGCAAGUACUCCCCGGCUGCGUUGGAUCGGGCUCAGGGCCGCGGCGGAGGUGCCGGCGGCGCCUUGGAGUAUGUGCCCAAGGCGGUGAGCCAGCCCCGGCGGUGCGGCCGCCCCGUGCCCAGCGGCAAGUACGUGGUGGACGACUCCAGGCCGUCCACAGACCUGGAGUAUGACCCUCUGUCCAACUUCUCUGCUCGGCUGCUCAGCAGGGCCAGCUCCAAGGAUGACAGGGCCCCCAAGAGGCCCCGGGGCUCCCGGGGCAGCGAGCCCUACACGCCCGCCCUCAAGAAGCCCUGUGACCCCUUUGCCAGCUGCGACGCCAGGUUCUCAGACUCUGACGACGACGCCACCGCCACCCCGGGCUCCAGGCCUGCCACCGCGAGCCCCCCGCCAGCCCAGGCAGCCGCCGAGAGCAAGGCCCCAGGAAAGCCAGCCUCCAGGGAGGGCCAAGAGACGGAGGAGGGUGGCCUGAGAGAGACCAAGGAGAUGGCCGUGCAGUGUGACGUGGAGGACCUUGGGCCGCCCCCCAAGGGUCUCGGCAGGGAGCCGGUGGCCAAGCCCAGCUCCCCGUCCAGGGCCUCGCAGGACCCCAGCGGCCCUAAGGAGGGGAGAGCCAAGAAGAAGAGAAGCGGGGCCCCGGCCGCCCCUGGACGCAAGGACAGCGCCCGGAGGAAGGAUCAGGGUAAAGACGGAGAGCAGGGCCGGCCGGCUGGGAAACCCCGUGCGGACCAGCGGGGCCCGCAGGCCAGCAGCCCCCGGCACGGGGCCAGGCAGCCCGAAGGGACCAAGAAGAAGCCAUCUUCGGCCACCCCGGUGGCCAGCUCAGGGAACAGCCGGCCCGACCGCAGGGGCUUCCACCAGCUGCCAAGCAGGACAGGCGGGAAGACCCCGUCGGGGAAGCUGGUGGAGCGGAAGGCCCGCUCGCUGGACGAGGGUGCCUCCCGGGACGCCCCCAAGCUGCAGAAGCGGGCCCUGAGCCACGCUGACCUCUUCGGGGACGAGAGUGAGGAUGAGGGCCCCGGCCCAGGGCCUGCGGCGCCCCCCGCCCUGCCCUGCCUCAGCUCCAGCUCCGACUCGGAUUCGGACUCGGACCAAAGCGUGGGCUGCUCCCUUGCUCAGGGGCCACGCAAGCGCCUCAAAGCCCCGCAGCCCCCCUGUCCUGCCCCCGCCUCCCCCUCGUCCUCGUCCUCUGCCUCCGGGGCCGGUGGCGAGGUGGACUACGCAGCCCUGGAGAAGGAGGUCGACUUCGACUCCGACCCCAUGGAGGAGUGUCUGCGCAUCUUCAACGAGUCCACAAGCGUGAAGACCGAGGACAGGGGCCGGCGGGCCCGGCAGCCUCCCAAGGAAGAGCAGGGGGAAGACCAGGGGCGCUCGGGCCUCACCACUCUGUUCCCCGGGCAGAAGAGGAGAAUUUCUCAUCUCUCCAAGCAAGGCAAGGAGGCGGAGCCGGGCAGGAGAGGCCCGGCACUGCCUGCCCGGCCUCCCACCGCCCAGGAGGUGUGCUACCAGCGGGCCCAGCAGGCCCAGCGGGACUCGGCCGCCUGGCUCCAGGCUGCCCAGCAGCCAGCCGAGAAGCCAGCGUCCUCCGUCCACAUCUCCGCCCCGGGAGAGAAGAGGAGGAUUGCCCAUGUCCCCAACCCCCGCCUGGCUGCAGCCCCCACAGGUGCCAGGAGGACCCUCGCCGCCAGCAGCAGCCAGCCUCCCAAUGGCCCCGAGCCGGGCAGCCAACCCCUGAAGGCGCGCACGUUGUCGGGCAUGGCGUCCAAGACGACCACCACCGUCACCCCCAAGCGUGUUGCCCACAGCCCGUCUUUACAGAGUUUAAAGAAGCCCAUUAUCCCCAAAGAGUUUGGGGGCAAAGUCCCCACUGUCAUCCGCCAGCGGUAUCUCAACUUGUUCAUUGAGGAGUGCCUCAAGUUCUGCUCUUCAAGUCAGGAAGCCAUAGAGAAGGCGCUGAACGAGGAGAAAGUGGCCUACGACCGGAGCCCCAGCAAGAACAUCUAUCUGAAUGUCGCCGUGAACACCCUCAAGAAGCUCCGGGGCCUGGCUCCCAGCCCCACGCCGGGCCUCAAAACCGGCAGUAGGAGGGUCGUGUCCCACGAGAUGGUGCUGGGGGGCAAGUUGGCCACUAAAACUAGCUUCUCGCUCAGCCGCCCGAGCAGCCCCCGGGUGGAGGACCUGAAAGGGGCUGCGCUGUACGGCCGCCUCAAGGAGUACCUGCUCACGGAGGAGCAGCUCAAGGAGCACGGCUACCCCUUCCCGCACCCCGAGCGGCCGGGGGGCGCCGUGCUCUUCACAGCCGAGGACAAGAAGCCCAAGGACUCCGCCUGCCGAAUCUGCUGCCGCUGUGGCGCCGAGUACCUCGUGUCCCCGUCCGGCCGCUGCGUGCGCGCAGAGGAGUGUCACUACCACUGGGGGCGGCUCCGCCGGAACCGAGUGGCCGGCGGCUGGGAGACCCAGUACACGUGCUGCUCCGCCGCCAUCGGCUCCACCGGCUGUCAGGUCGCCAAGCAACACGUGCAGGAUGGCAGGAAGGAAAACCUCGAAGGCUUUGUGAAAACUUUUGAUAAAGAGCUCGCAGAAGAUGCCCACCCCGGCAUUUACGCCCUGGACUGCGAGAUGUCCUACACCACGCGCGGCCUGGAGCUGACGCGCGUCACGGUGGUGGACGCGGACGCGCAGGUGGUGUACGACACCUUCGUCAGGCCGGACAACGAGGUCGUGGACUACAACACCAGGUUUUCGGGGGUCACUGAGGCUGACCUCGUGGACACGAGCAUCUCGCUCCGCGACGUGCAGGCCGUCCUCCUGAGCAUGUUCAGCGCCGACACCGUCCUCAUCGGGCACAGCCUGGAGAGCGACCUCCUGGCCUUGAAGGUCAUUCACAGCACCGUGGUGGACACGUCUGUGCUCUUCCCGCACCGCCUGGGCCUCCCCUACAAGCGCUCCCUGCGGAACCUCAUGGCCGACUACCUCAGACAGAUCAUCCAGGACAACGUGGACGGGCACAGCUCCAGCGAGGACGCCAGCGCCUGCAUGCACCUGGUGAUCUGGAAGAUCCGAGAAGACGCCAAGACCAAGCGGUGACCGCCGCCCGCCCGCCCUCCCCACAGCCCCGGCCCGGGCUCUACCCCAGGCCUCUUCCGACAGUGCAAUAAAUCUCGAGAGCUAACCCUGUCCACGUCGCCAAGACAUGGAAGCAGAGCGGGACGAGCCGGCGGCACGAGAGCCCCGUGCUGAGGCCACCUGGAGCCCUGACCCCCAACCCGGCCCCUGGCGCCGCCCCCGCCUCCCCCCCUUGUUCCCCGGAGACUGCUGCUCACUCCCGGACGGGACCGCGACAGACCCACCCGGCGCCCAGAGGGCCCUGCGGAGUCCCGGGCCGCCCGGCCUCCCACCCCUGCCCUUCUCCUCCUGCCGGGCAGGCUUCUCACGGGUGCGUUUGAGACAGGGCUUGUCUUUUUUAUUUUGUAUUGUUAUUUUUAUUAUUUGUAAUUUAAAUCUGGCAACUCGCACAGUUGUCUUUCCCCACCCAGAGAAGCAGGACCCUGGUGCUGCCUUCCCUGUUGGGGGCAGGGGAGCGGGGGGGAGAAGUCGGGGGGCCGGGCCCGGCACCUUGGCAGCCACCAGGAUGGAGAGUCCAGCCUGGCCCAGGCUGAGCUGGUGGAAACUGGCCUCCCCAAACCUACCGGGACUCCGCGACAUCUGGGAACCGAGCCAGCCCCCCUGCCACCCUCCAGGGUCUCGCCUUUGGGACCCCUCCAGGGCCCACCAGCCUCUGGACCCUGUCUUCCUGCUGGAGCCCUGCUUUCCCCCCCGGGGCUGUCUGUGAAGGCCUGCAGUCCCCCUAGGGCCCUGAUCCCUGGUCCCCAGACCCGAGGCAGGAACAGAAUAAAUGUUUGUAUGGAUUUUA